AUUUCUCUCUAGCACCCCGCUUUUAUGCCCUUCUUCACUUCCACUCUCCUCCGCCCUCAAACCCUAUUCCAAUCUCAACCCCAAUCCAAAACCCUAAUCUCUCUCCUCCUCCCCCUCCUCUACCGCUGCCCCAUCUCCUCCUCUACUUCUCCCAUGGCCUCUUCCUCCUCCUCGGAGGCCACUCUUCGGGAAGUUCUUGCUGAGAAGCAGGCCGCCGUUGAAGCGCAGGCGGAGGCCGUGCGGACCCUCAAAGCUCGCCCCGGCACGCCACAAUCUGAGAUCGAUUCGGCCGUGGAGUCAUUGAAGGGUUUGAAGCUCGAGGUUGCUGCUGUGGCUAAGCGGCUCCAAGCGGAGGGCAGUGCCAACGGGGAGGGCGGCACCGGUGGGCUUAGCAAGGAUGCGUUCCGGCAGACAGUGGUGAAUACCCUGGAGAGGAGGUUGUUUUUUAUCCCGUCUUUUAAGAUCUAUCGCGGUGUUGCUGGGUUAUACGAUUAUGGGCCUCCUGGCUGCGCUGUGAAGUCGAAUGUUCUUGCUUUCUGGCGCCAGCAUUUUGUUUUGGAGGAGAACAUGCUUGAAGUGGACUGUCCCUGUGUCACACCUGAAGUUGUCUUGAAGGCUUCAGGUCAUGUUGACAAGUUUACUGACCUUAUGGUCAAGGAUGAGAAGACAGGAACUUGUUACCGGGCAGACCAUCUUCUCAAGGACUAUUGCAAAGAGAAGCUUGAGAAGGACCUCACUUUGGCACCUGCAAAGGUUGCUGAGCUAAACCAUGUUAUUGCUGUAUUGGAUGAUCUCUCCGCUGAGGAAUUGGGGGCGAAACUCAAAGAGUAUGGAAUUACGGCGCCAGACACAAAGAAUCCUCUGUCUGAUCCAUAUCCCUUUAAUCUCAUGUUCCAAACUUCUAUAGGCCCAACAGGUCUGAGCACAGGGUAUAUGAGACCAGAAACGGCACAGGGCAUCUUUGUGAACUUCAAGGACUUGUACUAUUACAAUGGCAAUAAGCUUCCAUUUGCAGCUGCCCAGAUAGGCCAGGCAUUUAGAAAUGAGAUAUCACCUCGCCAAGGUCUCCUCAGAGUACGUGAGUUUACAUUAGCGGAAAUUGAACAUUUUGUGGAUCCAGAUGACAAAUCUCAUCCUAAGUUUCAUGAUGUUGCUAAGUUGGAAUUUUUGAUGUUCCCAAGAGAGGAUCAAUUGACUGGGAAAUCGGCCAGGAAGAUUGUUCUCGGAGAAGCAGUUUCAAAGGGAACCAUCAACAAUGAGACUCUUGGUUAUUUCAUUGGGAGAGUGUUCCUAUUCCUUACACACCUUGGAAUUAACAAAGAACGGUUGCGCUUCCGCCAACAUCUGCCAAAUGAGAUGGCCCACUAUGCCGCUGAUUGCUGGGAUGCGGAGAUAGAAUCUUCCUUCGGCUGGAUUGAGUGUGUUGGAAUUGCAGAUAGAUCUGCUUAUGACUUGCGUGCCCAUACUGAUAAAAGUGGUGUGCCUUUGGUUGCUCAUGAAAAAUUCUCAGAACCUAGAGAGGUGGAGAAACUGGUUAUAACCCCAUCCAAGAAGGAUCUUGGUCUUGCGUUUAAAGGGAGUCAAAAGAUGGUAGUUGAAGCAUUAGAGGCAAUGCCUGAAAAGGAAGCCUUGGAAUUGAAGGCAACCUUAGAAUCCAAGGGAGAGGCUGAAUUCCUUGUCUGCACUCUUGGGAAAACUGUCACCAUCACCAAAAACAUGGUAUCAAUAAGCAUGGAGAAAAAGAAAGAACACCAGAGAGUUUUCACCCCCUCUGUCAUUGAACCUUCUUUUGGCAUUGGAAGGAUCAUCUACUGCCUAUACGAGCAUUCCUUCUACACAAGACCUAGUAAAUCAGAGGGCGAGCAAUUAAAUGUGUUCAGGUUCCCCCCUAUUGUUGCUCCCAUCAAGUGCACUGUGUUUCCAUUAGUUAAAAAUGAUCAGUUCGAUGAGGUAGCUAGAAACAUUGCAAGGGCAUUGACAAAAGCUGGGAUCUCUAAUAUUAUAGAUAUUACAGGCACUUCUAUUGGAAAACGCUAUGCAAGAACCGAUGAGAUUGGCGUUCCGUUUGCUGUAACUGUGGAUUCAGUGGCUACUGUGACCAUUAGGGAGAGGGAUAGCAAGGAGCAAAUCCGUGUCGCUGUUGACGAGGUGGCUUCUGUGGUGAAAGAGGUCACCGAAGGUCAGAGUACUUGGGCUGAUGUUAUGUGGAGGUAUCCAACUCACGCAGCUUCUUCAGAUGAAUGAUGGAAUUUAGCCUCAUCACAAUUUUUAUAUUGAGUUAUAUAUUAUCUUCUUCCCAAAGAAUACAAAUAUAUUAACGUCACAAGUGUUACCCAUUUUCAAGUCCUGGCAUUUUCACUUCUUAAGUUGUUGGAUCUUUUGUCUAAUAAUAUGCAAGCUUUGUGUUUAGUCUUAAA
Molecule: messenger RNA, 2417 nt
Organism: Dioscorea cayenensis subsp. rotundata (Guinea yam)
Lineage: Eukaryota; Viridiplantae; Streptophyta; Magnoliopsida; Dioscoreales; Dioscoreaceae
Product: glycine--tRNA ligase, mitochondrial 1-like
Exons: 9
Coding region: 25-2244 (739 amino acids)
Biological process (GO): mitochondrial glycyl-tRNA aminoacylation
Cellular component (GO): cytoplasm; mitochondrion
Molecular function (GO): ATP binding; glycine-tRNA ligase activity
Source: RefSeq, a predicted model, not a curated record